Molecule: messenger RNA, 1035 nt
Organism: Lipotes vexillifer (Yangtze River dolphin)
Lineage: Eukaryota; Metazoa; Chordata; Mammalia; Artiodactyla; Lipotidae
Source: RefSeq, a predicted model, not a curated record
AUGGCCAGGCCCUUCCCGAGGAGGGAGGGUGCCGGAUUUUCCCCAGGCGUGGCCCGGGGUAUAAAGCGCGCCGCAAGCCGGCUGCAGCCAGGGCAGCCACGGGUACGCCGGGACCUCCAGGUGCGCCGCCGCGGAGCCCGGAGCCCAGCCCCCGCUGCGAUGGUGAGCCGCUCCUCUCCCCGCCCUCCCGCCUGGACGGCGCCACCCGGCCUGCCGCCCGACACCCAGGCUGAGGACGUCGCGGCAGGGUCCGGGAAGCCGCCCAAAUCUGGGGGCAAAAGGGAGCCAGGAGCCCAGACCCCCCCGGGCCUCCGUUUCCCCACCUGUAGAGGGAGGCUACGUCCCCCCGCCCGCUUUCCACAGGGAGCAGAGCCAGCGGCAGGCAGGGCGGGGCCCCUCCCCGGGGCGCCGCUGACCCCCCACCGCCUGGUCCACCAGCCCCUCCGUGUCCUCCUGCUCCUGCUCUGGCCGCCCACCAGCCUGGCUCUCCACAGCCCCCCACUCCGGCCGGGGGCCCGCACCCACACAGCCGGGACCCCGCGCUGCUACUCGGCGGCGGAGCUGCCCCUGGGCCACGCCCCUCCCCACCUGCUGGCUCGAGCGGCCAAGUGGGAGCAGGCGUUGCCAGUGGCGCUGGUGUCCGGCCUGGAGGCGGCGGGCCGCCGGGGCCGGCACGCGGGGCCGCCGGCCGGGAACCAGUGCCCCGUGCUGCGCCCCGAGGAGGUGCUGGAAGCUGACGUCCACCAGCGCUCCAUCUCGCCCUGGAGAUACCGCGUGGACACGGACGAGAGCCGCUACCCCCAGAAGCUGGCCUUUGCCGAGUGCCUGUGCAGGGGCUGCAUCAGCGCCAAGACAGGCCGCGAGACAGCUGCGCUCAACUCGGUGCCGCUGGUCCAGAGCCUCCUGGUGCUGCGCCGUCGGCCCUGCUCCCGGGAUGCGGCGGGGGUGCCCACGUCCGGGGCCUUCAGCUUCCACACCGAGUUCAUCCGAGUGCCCGUGGGCUGCACCUGUGUCCUGCCCAGGUCGGCCCGGUGA